Cryptomeria japonica (Japanese cedar) is the source of this 1782-nucleotide messenger RNA. RefSeq names its product replication protein A 70 kDa DNA-binding subunit A-like. The coding region runs from base 1 to 1782 and encodes 593 amino acids. NCBI's taxonomy places the organism in Eukaryota, Viridiplantae, Streptophyta, Pinopsida, Cupressales, Cupressaceae. The record is from RefSeq and is a predicted model, not a curated record. The transcript is spliced from 4 exons. Gene Ontology annotation, molecular function: DNA binding. Gene Ontology annotation, biological process: DNA repair; DNA recombination; DNA replication. Gene Ontology annotation, cellular component: nucleus.
AUGGCCUCUCCUGCUGCCUCGCAACAACCUUCUACAGAAACUUCGGAAGUGGAACAACAUCUACAAUUGACCCCACAUGCACUGCUCUGCAUCAACGCUGGGGAUGAUGUCCCCUCUCCACUGCUUCAGCUUUUGUCUUUUGAAAAAUUGAUAGACGAUGAAAAUGACAAUGCCCGGUAUAAGGUUGUUUUGUCUGAUGCCACACACAUGCAAUUGGCGAUCCUCCCACCUGAGUAUAGUGGUUUGCUGCUUUCAGAGACAUUAAAGAUUGGCACUAUCCUAUCAUUGACAGCCUAUGCUUGUAGAAAUGUUUGGAACUCAAGGACUAUAAUAAUAUUCAGCCUUGCUGUCAAAUUUACCAAUUCUCCAUUGCUUGGGAAACCUAGAUAUCUGUUUAAAGAGCAAGAACAACAAAUGUUGGGUCGAGACACACCUGCCACAACUAGACGAUCCCUUAAAUUUGGAAUUCACCUCCCACCUGUGCAGCACGAAUCUUCUGUUAAUAUCAGCUCGAUUAAAGCCUUGAACCCCUUCCAAAAUAAAUGGACAAUAAAGGGGCGUGUGACAAACAAGAGGAAGAUGCAUCAAUACAGUACACCAAAGUCCACUGGCCAAGUAUUUAGCUUUGACAUGAUAGAUAGUGAAGGUACUGAAAUUAGAAUAACUUGCUUUGGCGAUGUAGCAGAAAUGCAUUAUCAUAGGGUUGAACCAGGAACAUAUUAUACUGUGUCAAAAGGUUGCGUUAAAGAAGCUAACACUAAAUGGAAUAAGCUUAACAACCAUCUUGAGAUAACUUUGGACAACAAUUCAAUAUUGAAGCGUUGUGAUGAUGUUGUUGAAUGUGAAGCAAAUAAUUCUCAAUUCACACCAAUCAAUGAAAUUACAUACUGCACCAACAACACUUUAGUUGAUGUUAUUGGUAUUGUAGUUGCUGUUGGAGAACCCUCAUUAAUUCGCAAGAAGGAUGGAAGCGAAGUAACAAAGAGAAUUGUAAAAAUAAAUGAUGCCUCAACUUUUACUAUCGAUGUUAACUUAUGGGGAGAAACAUGGCAAGGGCUAGUCAGAAAUGCUCAUGUUGGUUAUUUCAAUGGAAAGGUGGUCAACACAACCACAGCAACAACCCUAAAUAUAAACCCUUCUAUACCUGAAAUAGAGACACUUAUGUCAAGAGGAAAGAUUUCAGAUGCCCUUUUACCGCUAUCAUGUGUUGCUGGCCAGCUUAACUCACAAUACAGUAGGAUGACAAUCACAGCUGUUUUAGAGCGUACAAGUGUUCUCUCUGAAACAGUUGAAAGUACUAUUAGGGCUGUUGUGAGAAUCAUUAAAACUGAUUCUUUUUGCUAUCCAGCCUGCCCUUUGAAAUUUAAUGGAAAAGAAUGUAAAAAGAAAUGCACCCAACAAAGUGAUAAUCAAUGGUUUUGUUCAAGAUGUCAAACUGCUGUGCCAGAAUGCAAUUACAAAUACUUAUUGCAGAUGAAGCUCCAAGAUCAUACAAGAGCUCUUUGGGCUACUGCCUUUGAUGAGGUUGGCACAAAUAUACUGCAAAUAUCUGCCAAGGAGCUUUACAUGCUGCAGUACGAUUUGACUACACAAAAAACCCCUCAGUCCAUUAUCAAGCAUGUCCUUUUGUCUUCCUUUGUUUUCACACUCUCUAUUACAACAGACAUGUACAAUUCAGAACCCAGGCUCAAAGCAAUGAUAACCAAAGUUGCCAAAAUUGAUUACCAGGCUGAAAGUGCUCUUCUGCUUGCAGAGAUUGCUCGGAUGACUACAACUGCAUAG